AUGGAGUCUCCAAAACCGCUUCCAAGUCCCCCAAAGAAUUUGGGAAGAGGCGGUUCUCCAGGGAGAAAACUUAAGCGACAUUCGGCCCAUGCGAGCGAAGAGGAGGGUGAGGAAUUCGAGUUUCACCAUGAGUUUUCGCGAAGUAGUGUCAAAAGCUUGAUCCACUUUGUUUCGCAAGAGCUAAAGCGUAAUGCCCUGGACAUCGAGUACCUAUUCUUACCAUUUCGGCCGGAACAGUCGAACGAAAAGCUCCUAAAAUUUUUGAAUCGCGCUUUUCCGCUUGGUAAUGGUAUUGCCGUGGAGGAAGCGAAACUAGAUCGACUCAUUCGUUCCACAGACCCCUGGACGUUAUUUCAAGCGUUGAAGUACAUCUGGUGUCGUUUGCCCCAAGGUCAAGUUGUCACCUGGAAGGCUUAUAGGGCGUUUCAAGUGAGAGAAGAGGCUGAUGGGUUUUCGCCGAAAUCAUUUUUAGAUUUGAUGCCACAAUGCCUGUCAUCGCCGGAUCAUGCCUCCAUUGUAUAUGAUUUCUUCGACUUGAUAGUAGCCAUGGCUGCAAACUCCAAGAGAAAUAAAAUGAGUGCGCGGAAAAUUUCCAAAAUGUUCGCUGUUUGGGCAUUUGGUAAAGAUACCGAUAAAAAAUCGACCGAGAACUACGAUUUCGACCACGCCAUAUCACUGAAAAUGGUAGGAUCCAACUCCUUCAAGGAAGGAUUGGAAGUCUGGCUACCUGCUGCGAACGCCAUGUUUCAUCUACUUCUGGCGUUCAUUCGCAGUUUCGUACCGCACGAUUUAAAAGACGCCAGCAUACCUAUGACGUUAAAGACCAUCCUGUUCAACAACAAUUAUCCGCCCAAAGAUUCUAUCACGAAUGGUUCGGAGACACCUUUGACAGUUCCAAUAGUGAGUCUUAAGACUAACAAAUUCUCUAGUAAACCUUGGCAAUUGAUUGAACGGUGCAAUGAACUUUUCGACUUUGGUGAUCACGAUGCAUUCGAGGCCAGAGAGGACUAUGCUCUUUUGAAGUCCCUAUUCAAGAAAAAGCAUAACAUCGAAGGUAUAAGCCAUAAGAUGUCCAAUGAAUCUCGCAGACUAAUGAAGGAAAUGUCCACGAAACACUCCACAUUUCAGGCGGGAUGGGCUUCGCAAAAAUGUAUUCACGCAGAUCGCGCUAACAAGCCAGUGAAGGACCAUCUGCAAGUGAAAAGGGUAGAUAUCAAUGAUUACUUCAUCUGGGCAUGGUUAUCCUCUCUUUCUCACGAAGAAACAUCGGAGAAGCGAAAACUGUUUGGGAGGUCCAUUAUUGUUGAGUUCGAGUUCGAUGGGUUCAAGAAGUGGAUCGUUUUUGAAGAAAGCGAUGUCAAUUUGGAACUUAAGAUGCUCAGGACUUUAGAUUCCUUAGAGGACUUGAACUUAUCCAAGUCUCCAGCGUUGGAAUCUCCACAUGUUGAACACUCACAAAAAGCGAUACCUGCGUAUGAAAAGUUUCAGAAAAAUGCGGCCGAAGAUAACUCGAACGCACCUUUGAAAGGUCGGGAACAAAAGGUUCUACCUUCACCGCCAUCUGAAGCUGUCUAUGGUCCAACGUCGACUUCAUCCCUGAAGGCCAGCAGUAGUCCCAUCAAACCAGUCACAGAAAAAACGUCCUCAUGGAAUCCUUUGAAGACGAUUCGUAAAAUCAGCACUUCGACGAGCUCAUCCUCUUCUAGCAAUUCCAAUGCGCCCGUGGAGGCACAAAGUCUCCGGGCACUACCUGAGAAGAAACAAGUGCCAUCCACUACACAUUCUAAUAUAGCCGACUCUCGUGAGAAUCCCAGCAAACGGCAACAAUCAAGGAUUUUGAGUCAAUUCAGCAUGCUAAACCCUGAAAACUAUCAACUCCCGACGGUGGAACACGAGGAUUUUAAAGUAGAUAUUCCGGAGCUAGACCAACACUUCGAGUCAGAGCAAAGUGAGCAACAGUCCGCCUCUCCACCCACACCAAAGAAGAAUGAGCGUCUGUCGCAGACAAAGGGUGGCCUCGAAGACUUGCACGAGAUGGUCGACAGAUUAAAUGACCAGGUGUCCAGGUCAAAUCGGACGCUGGCACAAUCUACCACAAGCUUGGCUACUAAUGCGGAAACAUUCGAAACUUUGACCAUGUUUGACAGAUAUAAGGAUAACCCAAAAGACUCGGUGGACACCUUAGCAGAGAGCACAAACUCAAGCGUCGUUCCACCUCUUGCAUUGGCUAGUGACGAUAUGGAACCGUUGCCCGAUAUUCGGGGCAGCGAUUAUACACAUCACAGCUCUCGACAUGAGUCCCCAAAACUAUCCAGUGAUAACUCACCGAUUGUCUUUCCAAUUGACAAAGGCCAAGGCGAGCCAACGACGGGCACACAGGCAGGAGGCCUCCCUGUGUACAAAAAACUCAUUCAUGAUCAGGAAACACACACCACGUCAACUGAACCCAGUCCAAUUGCAUCCCCCAGAAAAGCUCACGCUCAGAUGCCAACAGAAUACACCGGCAGUGCCGACCGUCUUACUGGAGCUAGUUCACCAUACAAUGAGCGCGGAUCAACAGACACAUUUCCAAGGGACACUGGAAUCUCAUAUUCACAGGAAGAGCCAACUUCGAUACCUGUUGCACAAACUUUUUCGCAUAAAGAUGAACAAACGGCACUUAAGCAGGCUUUCUACAGAUCUCCGCCCCCUACUUCGGCGCAAUCAGAAAGGCAAGCUUUUUCAAAUUACGAGACAAUGCCUCAAGUCAAGUAUCGAAAUGGGGGGACCCAUGGCUUGGAGGUUUCGCCAGCAGACCAAUUAAGGCCCAGAGCGCCUCAGUCUCCGGUACCGAUUGAUGAACGUUUCAAUGUACCUGAGCAACGGGAGCGCUCACGCGGAGUGAUGCGUCCCCUGACUGGUCCCGCACCUGCAUCGGCACAUACUUUUCAGCAGCGAAACGUGCAUUCAAACGAAGUAGAGCAUAGAUCAGGACAUCGCAUUUCUCAACCUCAGUUCCAAGCCCCAGAAUCGAGGCCUUUUGAGUCUGCUCAGCAUGCGCCCUAUCCAUCUGCGGCAAACACGACACCUCAACACGUAAUCCCGAAUGGACACCAAAAGACAAUGAAAUCGCCGUCUCCGGCCCCAGUGUAUGUGUCUGCUGCACCCCACGAACAUCGCCAGCAUCGUCCCCCAGGUAAUGCCUACCCAACGAGUCCAAUUCCGGCUCACAAUAGUCACCCCCCAAGCAACAUGUACCCUAGAAGUCCACCUCUGGCUCACAACCAUCAUCCACAGGGUUACGCGAACAUGCAUAAGGCGAUUCCAGCCUCUAUGCCGAUGUCACCUAAGCCAUACCAACAGAACUAUUUGCAAGCCCGUCACGGUCCCGCUCCUCCAGGGCCAGGACAUCCGCCUGUUGGCAGACAUUACCCGCCAUCCAAUGUAGGGUAUCCGCCUGCUGCUCAACAAUACGUGUCUGGUGGCUACGGAGCACCCAUGAAUUCGCCCAGCCCUUAUCAAGGAGCAUUUUAUGCUCCUGUUCAUGCACCUUACCCUGCUGGCCCAAACUCAGGGCCUCAGGGAGGUGCCAAACUGCAUGGCGGGUAUACCCGCAAGAGAGAAGAUCGCAAAAAAUUACACGAUACCAUUAAGAACGGGGCGUUCGGGAUCUGA
This is a messenger RNA of Lachancea sp. 'fantastica', 3654 nucleotides long. The record is from the annotation of a GenBank genome assembly. Lineage: Eukaryota; Fungi; Ascomycota; Saccharomycetes; Saccharomycetales; Saccharomycetaceae.